UAGUUGAAUGACAGUAUCAAAGUAUCUGCAAAAGUAGCAGAAGAGGUUAGCAAAAACAAAUCCUUAACCAUUUCGGCACUACUUUUCCAAAAUUCAACGUUAAUAUGGAGGCUAUUCCCGAUCAGAAACACUACAACCUAACGCAUUAUCAACAACGGUUCAAUUGGGAUUGCGGCAUUUCCUGCAUCAUCAUGAUCCUGUCGACAUCACAACGCGAAGUACUAUUACACGAUUUCGACAAAAUAUGUGCGGAGGAAGGCUUUGGUUCCAGCACCUGGACAAUAGAUUUGUGCUUCCUGCUACAACGCUUCCAAGUGCGCCACGAAUACUACACAAAAACGCUUGGUAUCGAUCCAAGCUACAGUGAACAUAGUUACUAUACGAAAAUUAUCAAUAAGGACGAAAAACGCGUUACGCGCAAGUUUCAAGAAGCGCGUCUACAUGGGGUACGCGUCGAACAACGUACAAUAGAAAUGGAACAGCUGCUGCAGCAUUUAGGUAGACGUGGGCCUGUGAUAUUAUUAACCAACGCAUCACUACUGACGUGUGAAAUUUGUAAAAAGAAUGUAUUGGAGAAAUUCGGUUGUUUCCAACUCUCUUGUAUCGUUAACAAUACACGCACACCACAAAGUUAUGCAGGACACUAUAUUGUAUUAUGUGGCUAUGAUUUGAAAUCUCAACUGGUUUUCUAUCACAACCCGGAAGUGCAGGACGAACACGUCUGUCGUUGCACUGUAGCGGCAAUGGAUGUAGCGCGGAAAGCCUAUGGCACAGAUGAGGAUGUCAUACUGAUUUUUCGGAAUUGAGGACAAUCAUCUUAACACUAAUGCUUGCUAAAAUUAUUUAAAGUUUCUGCUAUCACGUUUAUUCAGAGGGACGUAUUGCUUUCAAAAUUUUUUAUAUUGCUUACUAUUACUUGUUACACAGCAUUUACAAUGUUUUAACCAACGCAUUUAUUUUUACCGGCUUAACAAAAGCAGUUUCCUGGUUUUUAAUGACUAGUUUUAUUGACUGUUGCGCCUGCUUGUGCGUCCCUCCAGUAUUUUCUGCGUAAUGGUCUCCUGACUUUGCUCAUUUGAAACAGCAAAAGUAGCAAAACAAUAACUCAUUUAACCUCCUGUUCAAGUAUUAGGAGCCUACCGAAGACACUUUCAGCUUCAAUUUUACAGAAAGCGUAAAUUGUAUUUGUCAAGGGUGGCGAGCUAAAUAUUGUGAUAAAAUAAGUGCAAAUAAUGUGUAAUUGCUGAAACCAAGUAUGUGCGUGUUUAUAGUCUAAAAUGUUUAAAAAGUAAUGUGUUAAAGGGCAACACAGUAUAAAGAGUUGUAUAUUUUCAAAACAAA
Molecule: messenger RNA, 1341 nt
Organism: Bactrocera neohumeralis
Lineage: Eukaryota; Metazoa; Arthropoda; Insecta; Diptera; Tephritidae
Product: protein GUCD1
Exons: 4
Coding region: 105-806 (233 amino acids)
Source: RefSeq, a predicted model, not a curated record